AAUUAGCGGGAAAUUCCAUCGAUAUACAUGUAUACUUUGAAAUUUCCCAGGCAAUUUCGUUGAAAUAUAACAAACUCGCAUAAAAUUCUCAAUGAUAACGCGAUAAAUUUUAGUGUUUUUUUAGCAUUGUGCUAAAACUCCAUUUCAAACACUUUUUGUGUUGAAUAUCAAUCAAGCGUUGACAAAUGAUUUUCGGUGCACUGCAAAACAAAACGGUUCCGUACUUUGAACAUCUAACGAAUCGAUUCAGAAGUUGAAAAAAAAAAUCAUUGCAGCUAAAACUGCGUAGACUUCUGUUCUCUGAUCGAGCCAAUAAGCGCUGUGGCAUUUUAUGUAUUUGGGACGCAAGUUAAUAAAUAUUCAUCAACUUUUUCGGUCAAAACGUGUGUCGUUAGCUAUUUUACUGCUACAUCUUCGGUGACACCACCUUCAGAUAAUUCUGGUUUGCAUCCAAAAAUUAUCAUAUAUUGGCUCUCGUACCUAGACACUUUUGGCUGUUGCCAUUAAAUUUCGUUGCUAUAUUUAACUGUUUCACAAAGAAAGAUAAUUCACAAUAGAUUGAAAACGUGUAAUCAAUAUCGUUGGCCAUUUUCACUAAACGCAUACACACAAAAUCCAGCAAAUUGAAUUAGGUUUUAUUCUAAUUGUUUGUAAUUCUAUGUGCCUAAUUUUGGAACGUGUCACAUUUUUCAUAUCGACAAUAUAAAUAAAGUUGUUUCACUAAGAUUCGUAAUUAGAAUAAAUUGGCUGUUGCCAUAAUGUAAUGUAUUCACGUUCGAUCGUUGUGCGUUGUAUUGAUAUUCGAAUCAUCAGUCUCUGUGUAUGGUAAUGGAGCGGCCAAGUGAAGGCUUACGUUGAUUUAUUACAAUAAACAAUAGAUUUAAAACACAUUCAUAUCUCUUCCAACGGUGUUAAAUUGAUAGACAAUCCGCAUGAAUUUACGAUUUUCAAUUAAAUGAUUCGGAUGAUGUCGCAUUUCAUUAUCAUUCAGGCAUUCGAUAGUAAAAUAAACAGUUUGUUAGCCUGAAUUCAAAUAAAAUAUCCGUAAAUUGAUAAUAUCUUGUGAGUGUCUUUCAGCAUUUGCGUCGGUUAAAUAAUCGAUACCGUUUUUCAGUCGCAUUAAAAAGAUCUUUUUCUCCUCACGAAUUCUUUGUUCAUUUGCCAUUCGUUGAAAUGGGUUUAUCCAAAAGUAGUAAAAGUUUGUAAUUUAAGAUUAAUCCACACUCAAAAUGGAAAUAUAAAAAACAGUCAAAACACAGAACGUCAUUUAGUCAAAACCGGUUGUUGUUGAAGAGUACACGUAAAAAAACCUAUUUCAUUAUCUGAACUGUCUGCUAAUUGAAUUUUUUUCCCAUUUCAAAAGUAUCAAAAUCAAUCAUCAGUCAUUGUAGCACUUUUUUCCAUACCGACUCUAUUAUACAGUAGUGGAAAACGAACCUGAACACAUUUAGAAAGGGAGAAGCUUCAAGUGAAUAAUUUCACAUAAUUUGUAUCAAUUUAUUCAUUACUCGGUUCGGAGCAAAUUUUUCCUAUCAAUAAAAAAAAAUACAUGUUAAAUAGGUGAGUUGUCUCAAUAUACACAGACGACAGAGAAUAUUUGAAAAACUAUAUUCACCACAGUUGCGAGAGAACUGUCAGUCAGUCGAGGUGUGUGUGAGUGUGUGCGUAUCUUUUUUUCUCUUACACCGAUACAACGGCAUGGUCGUUUCGCGCGUUUGACAGUUGUUCUAUUUGACUUUUUUUCUCAUCUUUUUCUGCGAGAACGAACGAAAUUGCAAACAAUUUGCAAUUAAAAUCACGCAAUUGGUGAUUAUUUUUCGACAAAUUACACAAUAAUUCGACAAUGGAAUAGAAUAAAUAAGAGAAUCAACGGAAAUUUAAGACACUAGUUAUAACCAAAAAGCAUUUUAUUUUCUCAGUUUACUGUAUAAAUGGAUUGUACUAGCUAUAGUUACAGUGCCGAUUUCAUUAUCGUGAACCAAAAGUUAAAAUCAUAGGAUUUCAAUCAAAAUAGUUGCAAAAGUGUAAAUAAAUAAGAAAAUGGGUGCAUCGUCGUCGUCAAGAAAAGAGGAACCGCAGGCCAGCGGUACGAGGAAGCGAAAUGUUGAUUUGUCGAGAUUUUCAGCACGGGUGGACAAUGUGAAUGUUGGUGGCCUUGGAAGAACAUAUGAUGAUUAUGUAAAUCGGGCGGUUCGGAAUCUCUUCAAAGCAAAAACAUUCAACGAAGUCGUCGUCGAGGUGAAAACAUCGAUGAAACAGUUGGAAGAGCUUGGCAUUUUCAAAUCAUUACGAGCUUCGAUUGAUAUAAGUCGGGGCGAAAAUGCCAACGAAAAUGGUUAUGAGGUGUCGUUCGAUGGUGUUGAACUAUCUCGACUCACCGGUAAAAUUGGCACCGAAAUUGGACAGAAUGAGGGUGCAGUUUCAGCCGAAAUUGCGUCGCCAAACAUUUUCGGUCGAGGUGAACGACUGGCAGUACAUGGCAGCUACAGCAAUCACAAAACUACUGACAUCAAUAUUAAACUAACAAAACCAUACUAUCACACAUUUUUGGGUGAUUUCAAACCAGAGACAUCAAUCAUCUUAUCAAAGUAUUCGGCGGAAUUUCCGUGGUCCAAGUAUCGAACAGACAAUUUAGCUUUGAUUUUGGAUGGAGCGUUCAUUUUGCCCGCACAAGUUCAUCACAAUGUUCAGCUCGAGACAUCAAUUAGAGAGAUUGGAUUGACGGGUCGUCAAGUGCCAUUGUUUUUGCGUAAAAACUGUGGACCCCGCAUGGCAACUAUCUUGCGACACACUUGCACAAUCGACGAACGUGAUAGCACAAUAUUCCCGAGCAGCGGCGUGUUUCUUCGUUCUACGCACGAAAUUGCCGGUCUGGCCGGUGGCAAUGUUGGUUACACAAGCCUCAAUACACAUGCUGAACUCAAUGUACCUUUGUUUGCUGGCAUUUCGGCACAAUUUUGUACGCGCAUCGCCCUACUGCGACCAGCAAAAAUGUCCCCACCCGUCCCGAUCAAUAGUUUAUUCACAUUGGGUGGACCACAAUCGCUACGAGGCUAUGUAAUGGCUGGAGCUGGUGAGCAUAUUGAUGGUGUUGCAACGGGAGCUCAUUCAUAUAUGGCGGCUGGUGCACACAUUUGGACACCGUUACCGUUCUUUAGUCGACAGGGAUUCGCCAAUCUGUUUCGGUUGCAUUUCUUUGUGAAUUGCGGUAAAACUGAUUCAUUUGUGCUGGAUGCCAAUAAUUUGGCCAGCUCCGUAGGUGUUGGAAUGGCGUUACGAAUGGGCGAACGGGCUCGAAUUGAAUUCAACUACUGCGAACCGCUCACAAACAGAAAUAGUCAAUUCUUUAGGAAAGGUUUUCAAUUUGGCAUUGGCUAUGAUUUCAUUUAAGCAAACCAAUUGAAUACAAAAAUAAACGCAUUAAAAUUUUGCAAACAGAAAAACUAGUUUUGUGUCAAAAAUAACAAACAAUUCCCGGAGAUUUCUAUCGCUUUUUAAAUUCGAUGUGCAUUUUGAGCAACGAGAGUUGACCUUACACACCAUAUAAGUAUUUUUUUGCCUCUGUAAAAUCAUUGUUAGACUUCACUUCAUCAAAUUUAUUGUGAGUGUUACAAGACAAACGGAUAAAACAAGAUGAAAACUGUACGAGAUUGAUAUUUUCGUUAAUAAAGCAAACUAUGAAAUGAAAAAAA
Molecule: messenger RNA, 3692 nt
Organism: Sitodiplosis mosellana (orange wheat blossom midge)
Lineage: Eukaryota; Metazoa; Arthropoda; Insecta; Diptera; Cecidomyiidae
Product: SAM50-like protein CG7639
Exons: 1
Coding region: 2041-3390 (449 amino acids)
Biological process (GO): protein insertion into mitochondrial outer membrane; mitochondrial respiratory chain complex assembly
Cellular component (GO): outer membrane; SAM complex
Source: RefSeq, a predicted model, not a curated record